Messenger RNA from Jaculus jaculus (lesser Egyptian jerboa), 2255 nucleotides. RefSeq names its product cleavage stimulation factor subunit 2 (gene Cstf2). The transcript is spliced from 16 exons. Gene Ontology annotation, molecular function: mRNA binding. Lineage: Eukaryota; Metazoa; Chordata; Mammalia; Rodentia; Dipodidae. The record is from RefSeq and is a predicted model, not a curated record. Bases 75 to 2018 code for a protein of 647 amino acids. Gene Ontology annotation, cellular component: mRNA cleavage and polyadenylation specificity factor complex. Gene Ontology annotation, biological process: mRNA 3'-end processing.
CGUGGUCGGCGCUGGGCUUGCUCUCCUUGCGGAAGUGUGUGUUUCGGCGCACCGGAAGACACUGGGAGCGAACGAUGGCGGGUUUGCCUGUGCGAGACCCUGCGGUGGAUCGUUCUCUACGUUCUGUAUUCGUGGGGAACAUUCCUUAUGAAGCUACUGAAGAACAACUGAAAGACAUCUUUUCUGAAGUUGGACCUGUUGUUAGUUUCAGAUUGGUAUAUGAUAGAGAGACAGGAAAACCAAAAGGUUAUGGCUUCUGUGAAUACCAAGACCAAGAGACAGCACUUAGUGCCAUGCGGAACCUGAAUGGGCGUGAAUUCAGUGGGAGAGCCCUUCGAGUGGAUAAUGCUGCCAGUGAAAAGAAUAAAGAAGAAUUGAAGAGCCUUGGCACUGGUGCUCCAGUCAUUGAAUCACCUUAUGGAGAAACCAUCAGCCCGGAGGAUGCUCCUGAGUCCAUUAGCAAAGCUGUUGCUAGUCUUCCACCGGAACAGAUGUUUGAGCUGAUGAAACAAAUGAAGCUCUGUGUCCAGAAUAGUCCCCAGGAAGCACGGAAUAUGUUGCUUCAGAAUCCACAGCUGGCUUAUGCUUUGCUGCAAGCACAGGUAGUGAUGAGAAUUGUGGAUCCUGAAAUUGCCCUGAAAAUUCUACAUCGCCAGACAAAUAUCCCAACGCUGAUUUCAGGCAACCCUCAGCCAGCCCAUGGUGCUGGGCCUGGCUCAGGAUCCAAUGUUUCCAUGAACCAGCAGAAUCCUCAGGCCCCUCAAGCCCAAACUUUGGGUGCAAUGCAUGUCAAUGGUGCACCUCCUCUGAUGCAAGCAUCUAUGCAAGGUGGAGUUCCAGCCCCUGUGCAAAUGACAGCUGCUGUAACAGGACCUGGUCCCGGUUCCUUAGCCCCUGGAGCAUAUCUUGCUCCUUUGAGGAAAAGAGAAUUAUUGCUAUGUGGAAGGGACCAGACAAGGAUUUGUGGAGUAAUGCAGGCCCAGGUUGGAAUGCCAGGCAGUGGACCAGUGCCUAUGGAACGAGCACAAGUGUCUGCUGUUUCUCCUUUUGAACUUACUGCUUACCUAGGAACCCUACAGCACUCGCCCGUGGGACCCGCCGGGCCUGCAUCAAUUGAGCGAGUUCAAGUGCCGAUGCAAGACCCCAGAGCAGCUAUGCAGCGGGGAGCCUUGCCUGCCAAUGUCCAGACGCCUCGUGGUCUGCUAGGAGAUGCUCCAAAUGACCCACGGGGAGGCACUUUACUUACUGUAACUGGAGAAGUAGAGCCUAGAGGUUACCUGGGACCACCUCAUCAGGGUCCACCCAUGCACCAUGUUCCUGGCCAUGAAGGCCGUGGACCACCCCCACAUGACAUGAGGGGAGGUCCAUUAGCUGAGCCCAGACCUCUAAUGGCAGAGCCAAGAGGACCCAUGCUAGAUCAGAGAGGUCCACCCUUGGAUGGCAGAGGUGGGAGAGAUCCCCGAGGAAUUGAUGCACGAGGGAUGGAAGCCCGAGCCAUGGAGGCAAGAGCACUAGAAGCCAGAGGACUGGAAGCCCGUGCCAUGGAAGCUCGUGCAAUGGAAGCCCGAGCCAUGGAAGCCCGUGCCAUGGAGGCUCGUGUGAUGGAAGUCCGUGGAAUGGAAGCCAGAGGCAUGGAUCCCAGGGGCCCAGUUCCUGGCCCUAGAGGACCUAUGCCUAGUGGAAUCCAAGGUCCCAGUCCAAUGAACAUGGGAGCUGUUGUUCCACAAGGAUCCAGACCGGUCCCAGUCAUGCAGGGAGCAGGCAUGCAAGGAGCAAACAUGCAAGGAGCAAGCAUGCAAGGAGCAAGCAUGCAAGGAGCAAGCUUGCAAGGUGGAAGCCAGCCUGGUGGCUUUAGUCCUGGGCAGAACCAGGUCACACCCCAGGAUCAUGAGAAGGCUGCUUUGAUCAUGCAGGUUCUGCAGCUGACCGCAGACCAGAUUGCCAUGCUGCCUCCUGAGCAAAGGCAGAGUAUCCUCAUCUUGAAGGAACAAAUACAGAAAUCCACUGGAGCGCCUUGAGAGGUUUUCAAAAUUACCUGGCAACAAAUCUGGAAAUUAAAUUCCACAAUGCUGUUGAAAUAUUGAAAAAAACAAAAGGUGACUUCUGCAUCCUAAUCCCCCAUGACUCAAAUUGGUGCCAGGUGGAGGACUCACAUCACCUUCUUUCAGAACAAAAGCAGUUCAUUUUGUUGUAUUAGUUUGUAUAUUUUCUGUGACUUGAAAUAAACUUUGAACACAAUUUUAGUACACUGUAAA